CUUUCGUCGUAAAGGUACGCUUUAAUAUCCCUCCCAAUUAAAAUUUAUUUUCUUUUAGUUUUCACAACGAUUGUUUAACUAGCUGUUGCUCCGACCAACUAGAUUGGUUGGAGCAAGUUAGCUCAGAACUGUAGAUUCAGUAGCUUCUUCUUCACCUCUCAGAUUUCUAGUUUGUGAAAGAUGACGAAUUUGGGUUAGACUAUGAACAGGAAACGAGGGCACAAGAAAGGUAACAAACCCAAAGCCCCAGCUACAACAGCUCCAAGUGAGGCAGUUGUCAAUGUUGUUAGUGAAGAGAAUACUGGUAAUGAUGAGUACAAGUCUGGAAAGGAGGUUGAUACCCCUUCUUCAACUGGGACUGAUCAGCCAUUGAAGGAAUCUUUACCUGUAGCAGAGAGCCCUUGUGGUGAGGACUUACCAUUAAAUAACAGUGAAUCAGUAGAUCUUGAAGAAGAUGCUGAGAUGGAAGAUAAAAGAGAGGUGAAAAUGGACUGUAGUGAGCAGCAGUGUAGGUGUAGCCCUAUGGAAGAGAGACGUGAGGAGGAUGAGGAAGAGGGUGAGGAUGAGGAUGAAGAGAAUGAGGUAAAGAUUCUAGGGAAAGGUGAAGUUGAAUCAAAACAACAGUCACAGCUUGGCAAUAGUUUGGUAGAGGAGCCUAUUAGACAAUCUCAGCCUGAGAUUGCAGACAAAUUGGGUGCAACUACACAAAGUCAGAAAGGAUCUACUCCAGCAGAACGUGAGGAACAAAGUAAAGCAGUUCAUGGAAAGAGGCACAAGGUAUUUCAAUCUCCCGCUUCCUCACAGCACAAUGAAAUACAUUUUCUUGCUUCUGUUCUGCUUGAUAAUCAUGGUGGUGAGAAGUUUAUUUAUACAGAGUUGCAAGAUAAAGCUAAGAUGUUAAACAGCUUCUAUCCUGAAAAUUCCAUGCUCCUGAACUUGUGUGGAACCCUCUUUCCCAACAAUCACAAGUCUGUUUGGAGGGGUCCUCAUUCUCUGUUCCAACGUCAGGGGUCUUCUCAGACUGCUUCAAUUCAAGCUGCCAUGGAGACCUUCAUGAAAUAAAACCAUCUUUCUAAGAUGCCUGCCUGUGGGAUCUUACUAGGUUCCUUGUCAAAGACGAUUUGACUUUCGAGGUAGCCUACGGUAAUUAGUAUUUCUCAACAAAAUUUACUGAUUAACUUCUGGAAUGAUUUAUAUUUUUUUUUCUUCUGUUGUAAUUGUAAAGUAGUGCAUGAGAAGCAUAGGAGAAAUUGGUGGAACGUAGAAGAUAAAAACUUUUACCAUUUCCCCUCAAUCUAGUGCUAAUUCUUUCUUCCUCCCUCUUGAUCUUGGCGAAAAGUGUUGAUAUUUAUAUUCUUCAAUCAGUCUGUUGCAAUUUCUUUUUCUUUUUUCUUUUUCUUUUUUUUCACUUCCUUUUGUAUUUGUUUAUUUAUCUUUUUGGAUUGAGAAAAUGAAGGCAAGGAAAAUCC
Rubroshorea leprosula is the source of this 1469-nucleotide messenger RNA. NCBI's taxonomy places the organism in Eukaryota, Viridiplantae, Streptophyta, Magnoliopsida, Malvales, Dipterocarpaceae. The record is from the annotation of a GenBank genome assembly.